Messenger RNA from Spirometra erinaceieuropaei, 303 nucleotides. The record is from the annotation of a GenBank genome assembly. NCBI's taxonomy places the organism in Eukaryota, Metazoa, Platyhelminthes, Cestoda, Diphyllobothriidea, Diphyllobothriidae.
AUGGGCGAGAACGGCACAAAUUUGCUUCAGCAGAAGGUGACUGAACGAGCCCGUGAGCAGAGAGGGGCACGCGAUGCAGCAUUGUGGAACAAGUUCCACAAACUGCCUGAUCCACCGUCAUCCAGAGGCAGCACACUGGUACACAACCUGUCCUCAAAGGAACUGACGAAGAAGCAAGUACAGGUUUUACGCCACGAAGCCUCAUUCAACACAACUGACGCCAAACCUGUCAACAUGAUUGCAACAGUGGAAUCGGUCAUUUAUCAGACGGAAGCGGCGGAGGAGACGAAGAAACUUAUCUGA